CCACUUCUGCUCCGAUGGCUCCUUGAUUCUGCGGGAGCUGAGGGCCCCCCGUGUCUACUCCCUGUGCUCCAGGACGAGGGCUUUGCCGCUGCCGCAGCAUGGUACAAGCCUGCUUGGUGUGCUCCAGAGCUCAUAAGGCGGCGGGGCCAGCCAUGGACAAGACGGACAAGCCCAGUCCCUCUGCCAAGAAGCACGUGCGUCUUCAGGAGAGGAGGGGCUCCAAUGUCUCACUGAUGCUGGACAUGAGCUCGCUGGGGAGCGUGGAGCCCAUCCAGCCCGUCUGCACGCCACGGGACAUCACGCUGAAGUUCCUGAGGACAUCAAGCCAUGUGCUGAGGAGAGAGGAGCUCCAGCAACGCGCCCAGAGCCUGACACAGCUCCAGGAGGAGUUCUCGAAAAUCCCACCCAACUUUGUCAGUCCGGAGGAGCUGGAGAUCCCUGGACGUGCCUCCAAGGACAGAUACAAAACCAUCCUCCCCAGUAUGUGCCGCUGCAUUCCUCUGCCUCCCUUUUGCCUGGGGGCCAUGUGCAGCAAGGGCGGGGGGGUGUGCUUGUGUGCAAAUUAUCUUGAGGGCUACGCGGGGCGGCCCCGGGAGUACAUUGCCACCCAGGGACCCAUGCUGAACACCGUGACCGACUUCUGGGAGAUGGUGUGGCAGGAGGAGGCACCCCUCAUCGUCAUGAUAACCAAGCUGCAGGAGCGCAAAGAGAAAUGUGUCCACUACUGGCCAGAGAAGGAGGGCACCUACGGCCCCUUCACCAUCCACGUGCAGGGCGUGAGCGAGUGCGUGGAGUACGUGCUCCGGGACCUCUCCAUCCAGCUUGAAGGUGAAUGCCGCCAGGUCAAACACAUCCUCUUCCCCUCCUGGCCGGACCAGCAGACACCCGAGUCGGCCAAGCCCCUGCUGCACUUGGUGUCCAAGGUGGAGGAGACUCUGGAGGCUCCAGCCAGCCCAGGGCCCAUCGUUGUGCACUGCAGCGCAGGCAUCGGCCGGACGGGCUGCUUUAUCGCUACCAGGAUCGGGUGCCAGCAGCUGAAGGAGAAGGGGGAGGUGGACAUCCUGGGAAUCGUCUGCCACCUCCGCAUAGACAGAGGGGGGAUGAUCCAGACGAGCGAGCAGUACCAGUUCCUCCAUCACACACUAGCUCUCUACGCUUCCCAGCUGCCGGAGGCGGGGGGGCGCCCGCGCCGCGCGCCCCCCCCGCCUGUCCCCUCUCCGACCUCUCUUGCACCAGCCUCGGCGACACCUCCACCAAAACCCCCUGCUGCUGCCGCUGGGCCGCAGAGCAGCAGCGUGAGCAUCCCGCAGGAUGAGCGCAGCUGAGCAAACCCAUGGGGAUUGUGGCCCUGGGGACCAGCAGGAUUUGGCGGGUUCACAUGAGGGGCUCAGCGGGUGCUCGAGGCGGCCGUUGCUGCCGGCUUGAGGCUGAUUUCACCCCUGGAAAGAAGCUUUGGCUUUCGAAGCGUGCAACGUUUUAUCCUCAACCAGAAGAGCAAGGUGUGCAGAGGAGUUGAAGCUGGGUGAGAGCCGGAGCAGGGUUCGCCUUUUAGCUGCAUGGAAAUGUUUACCCCGUCCGACGCAGAGCUGGUACCAUUACCCUGCAAAUAAAGAGAGCCGGUCUCCUGUCUGGGGGCAGAGGCUGCAGCGCGCACAGGGCUGGGCUUGCUCCGAACACGCACCAUGAUGCUCUUCUUGCUAAAGAUACGCCUUUGUGAGCCGGUACAAAAGGGGCACAGUUGGUUGCCUUCAUUACACGGCUUGCUUUCCUCUCCACCUUCAGCCAACACCUUCGCAACAGCCUUAAAGCAGGGGAGAUUCCUAAGUGUGUCUGCAGCUUUGCAAGCAACAUGUCCCCAACGGCCUUUUGUUACACGAGGGUAGGGGUUUUGCAUUCUUGGUUUUUUUCUGAACUCAGAACAAAAUAAUAUUUAGGGUUUUUUCACUGAUAAAUUCGGGGGGUGGGGAGGAGGAAGAAGAAGGAGAAACAUUUUGGCACAAAGCAUGGAGAUGGAAAUAUUCUGUAAAAUAUUUUAAAGCUAUUCAGAACUGGCCUUCAGCUGAUGGGCGCUGCGCACCCCGUUGGGCAGUGAGGACUGGGGAGCUGAGGGCCACCGAGCCUGCGCCUGCCCGAGCCCACCAGCCCUGACGUGGCCUGCUCAAGGGGUGAGAUCCCAGGCAAAAAGGGUCAACGCUCUUCAAAAUCGGCUCCUGGAGCAUCCCCCAUCAGGGCUGUGUGCAUGGACCCCCCCUCUGCCGCCUUGAGGGUCCUCAAAAUGCCCUUGAAUGGCUGCCCAGUGGGUUUGCCCAAGUGCCCCAUGCCCAGGCUCUGUGGCUCUCUU
Molecule: messenger RNA, 2341 nt
Organism: Egretta garzetta (little egret)
Lineage: Eukaryota; Metazoa; Chordata; Aves; Pelecaniformes; Ardeidae
Gene: PTPN7
Product: protein tyrosine phosphatase non-receptor type 7
Exons: 9
Coding region: 99-1325 (408 amino acids)
Biological process (GO): protein dephosphorylation
Molecular function (GO): protein tyrosine phosphatase activity
Source: RefSeq, a predicted model, not a curated record